UUGGGAGUGGUAGUUUUAUCUGGGCGUCUCAACUUAGCAAGAGAGGAGAAGGAGGGCGCCACGGACUACAGGGCCCGACGUCCCCUGUGACGGGUGGGCGGUGAGAAAGCGGGGUGGUGGGGUGGUUAGCCGGGGCUUUUAAAAAAUAAUUUUGAGGCGGAGUGUUGGAGGAAUCCCGGAGCGCGUCACUGGCCGGAGAGGAGAGGCGGGGCUCCUGCUGCGGCGCCAGAGCUCCUGCCGUGCCAGGCCUGGACACCCCCGAGCGGAGCUUGUGCUCCCCCUCCCCCUGCAUUUUUCCGAGGGCCUGCCUAGGCCCUGUGCGUGUCCAUGGAAGGCGGAAACGGCUGCGGGGACCGUCUCCUUGCCAAGGGGUGUAGUCUUCGCCGCCAUGUCCGGGGGCUUCGAGCUGCAACCGCAGGACGGCGGCCCCCGGGUGGCCCUGGCGCCCGGGGAGACGGUGAUCGGCCGCGGGCCGCUGCUGCGAAUAACAGACAAGAGAGUGUCCAGAAGACAUGCAAUUCUUGAGGUGGUCGGUGGCCAGCUUCGAAUCAAACCGAUACACACAAAUCCAUGUUUUUAUCAGUCUUCUGAGAAGAGCCAGCUCUUACCAUUGAAGAGAAAUCUAUGGCGCUCGUUGAAUCCUGGAGACAGUUUUUCUUUGCUGGUCGACAAAUACAUUUUUUGUGUUUUCUCUACACACUCUGAAACAGAAAUGGAAUGUACUUUAAGAAAUAGUCAGAUGCUUGAUGAAGAUAAUAUUCUAAAUGAAACACCAAAAUCAUCCUCGGUUAAUUCGCCUGAUGAGACAACUGGUAACCCACAGCUGGAAAGAAGCACAGAAAUAGCUAAGACCCAAACUGCCACUGCAAAUAGUGAGUGUUUCCUAGGUGAAGGUAGAGACAUCAGUAAGCAACAGUCUAACCCUGCCCAGAGGAGAAGAAUCCUGCCAGCAUGGAUGUUAACAGACAAUCGAAGUGACCAAGACCUUUCAGCACCAGCCAGCAGUGGGGGUAAUAUAAUCCAGGGAAGUGGAAAAGAAGGAAUCUGCAGAAAGCGAUUAAAUUCAUCAGGAAGUUCAAAAAGUACAUCAGCAGAGCAAGACACAGGGAAAAAGUGCAAAAAUGCUGAUCAGGAAGAGUCUAUCAUUUCAUCCAAGGAAAUGCCGCAGUCAUCUUCUGCAAUCAUAUUAAAUAAUGCAGAAGUAAAUAAUAAGAAGGCUAAUACACAGAGAAGUGAAAUCCCAAUAGAGGAACGUGGUAAGGUUCCUGAACAUAAGAUUAUUAUGAAAGGAACACGAGAUAAAGAAGGCAAGAUGAUGGACUGUUCUGAGGGUUACUUGACUGCCCAGGACAAGUCCUUCCACGAGGAGUCUCAAGGAUCUCCUCCCGAGUCCAGUUCUGAUCUCUCCAAUCCUGAAACUUUGCAUGCAAAGGCAACUGAUUCAGUUCCACAAGGUUCUGAAGAAAACAAGAUCAAGAGGACAUCCUGUAUGUAUGGGACAAACUGCUACAGGAAGAAUCCUGUCCAUUUUCAACACUUCAGUCACCCUGGAGAUAGUGAUUAUGGAGGCAUACAAGUCACGUGUCAAGAUGAGGCUGAUGAGCGGCCUGAAUGUCCCUAUGGAGCAUCUUGCUAUAGGAAGAAUCCCCAGCACAAGAUAGAAUAUAGACAUAGUACACAUCCAGUGAGGAGCAUAUCAGAUGAAGAUAGUGAUAAUGUUGGGCAAUCCAAUGAGUAUGACCUCAAUGACCGUUUUCUAGAUGAUGAGGAAGAAGAAUAUGAGCCAACAGAUGAAGAUUCUGACUGGGAACCAGGGCAGGAAGACCAAGAGAAGGAAGAUAUGGAAGAGCUUUUGAAAGAAGCAAAAAAAUUUAUUAAAAGGAAAAAGUAACCUUUUUUCUGUGCUAAUAUAUGGCUCAUAUUGUUCUUUCUGGAAAACAUUCAGGAACUAAGGAGGCACUUAAGCGAUAAUUGUUUUCCGUCUUUUUAUAGUUAUGACUUUAUUAUUGACUCUUUGCAAAUGAAACAUUGAUAGGUCAACCUUCAUGCAGUGGAUGGAAUUUGUUUUGUUGCCUUGCUUUUUCUAUCCUAUUUAAAGCAUCUGGAAAUAGGAAGCAGAGAGUUAAAGAGAAACAAUUGAUAUUUUUUUCAUUUACUUUGUGUGUUGGUAAUAAAAAGUAAAAGCCAUAGGUUGCACAAA
Messenger RNA from Leopardus geoffroyi (Geoffroy's cat), 2200 nucleotides. RefSeq names its product aprataxin and PNKP like factor (gene APLF). Gene Ontology annotation, biological process: double-strand break repair. The record is from RefSeq and is a predicted model, not a curated record. Gene Ontology annotation, molecular function: 3'-5' exonuclease activity; protein binding; DNA-(apurinic or apyrimidinic site) endonuclease activity. Bases 389 to 1891 code for a protein of 500 amino acids. Gene Ontology annotation, cellular component: nucleus; site of double-strand break. The transcript has 10 exons. NCBI's taxonomy places the organism in Eukaryota, Metazoa, Chordata, Mammalia, Carnivora, Felidae.